Molecule: messenger RNA, 6055 nt
Organism: Branchiostoma floridae (Florida lancelet)
Lineage: Eukaryota; Metazoa; Chordata; Leptocardii; Amphioxiformes; Branchiostomatidae
Product: exportin-7-like
Exons: 30
Coding region: 7-3369 (1120 amino acids)
Biological process (GO): protein export from nucleus
Cellular component (GO): cytoplasm; nuclear pore
Molecular function (GO): small GTPase binding; nuclear export signal receptor activity
Source: RefSeq, a predicted model, not a curated record
UGGCGCAUGCGCGGUCCUGUCAGUGAAGACAAUAUGGCGGACGAACAGGAUCUGGCCAGUUUGGAGGUGCUGUGUAAACAGCUGUAUGAGACCACCAAUGCCUCCGAGCGACAGGAGGCUGAGAAAGCCCUGUUGAACUUCACCAAUGCUCCAAACUGUCUGAGCAAGUGUCAACUACUGCUGGAAAGAGGCACGUCUGGAUAUGCCCAGCUGUUAGCUGCCUCCUCCCUUACCAAGCUGGUGUCCAGGAACUCUGCAGGUUUACCACUGGAGCAGAGGAUUGACAUCAGAAAUUAUGUCCUGAACUACUUAGCUACAAGACCAAAGUUGGCCAACUUUGUCACGCAGGCUCUGAUUUUGUUAUAUGCCCGCAUCACAAAGUUGGGCUGGUUUGACUCGGAAAAGGAGGAAUUCAUCUUUAGGAAUGUGAUCGACGAAGUGACAAAAUUGUUACAGGGCUCUGUUGAGCACUGUAUCAUUGGGGUUCAAAUCCUGGCUGAGCUGACCAAUGAGAUGAACCAGCCAGACACAAGUAGGCCACUCACCAAACACAGAAAGGUUGCGUCAUCUUUUCGUGACACGAUGCUAUAUGAUAUAUUCACUCUGUCCUGUACACUGUUGAGACAGGCUUCUGGGAAGAACCUUAAUUUCCAGGAUGAGAACCAGGUACAUUCCUUGAUGACCCAGCUGCUGCGGCUGGCGCACAGCUGUCUGACCUUCGACUUUAUCGGAACGUCCACGGACGAGUCCUCGGACGACCUCUGCACCGUCCAGAUUCCGACCAAUUGGAGAACAGUAUUUCUUGACCUUUCAACUGUGACCUUAUUCUUUGACCUGUAUGAGACGUUACCACCCUCACUGUCCCCGCUGUCCAUCUCAUGCCUGGUGCAGAUAGCCUCUGUCAGGAGAUCCCUGUUCAACAAUGCAGAAAGGGCAAAGUUCCUUUCUCACCUGGUGCAGGGGGUUAAAAGGGUCCUCACCAACCCUCAGGGUUUGUCGGAGCCAAGCAACUACCACGAGUUCUGCAGACUCCUGGCCAGGCUGAAGUCUAACUACCAACUGGGGGAGCUGGUCAAGGUGGACAACUACCCAGAAAUCAUUGCUCUCAUAGCAAAGUUCACAGUGGAGAGUUUACAGAUGUGGCAGUUUGCCCCCAACAGUGUGCACUACCUGUUGAGCCUGUGGCAGCGUAUGGUGGCAUCUGUUCCGUACGUGAAGGCCACGGAGCCACACCUACUGGAGACCUACACACCCGAGGUCACCAAGGCUUACAUUACAUCUAGACUGGAGUCUGUUCACUUAGUCAUGAGGGAUGGGUUUGAAGACCCCUUAGAAGACACAGGGUCCAUACAGCAACAACUAGAUCAGCUAUCCACAAUAGGCAGGUGUGAGUAUGAGAAAACGUGUACACUGCUGAUCCAGCUGUUCGACGAGUCAGCGCAGGCCUACCAGAGACUCAUCCAGACUCCCGCACCAAACGGCACAGACUUAGCAAUCCAGGAGGGUCGCCUGACAUGGCUGGUGUACAUCAUAGGGGCUGUUAUUGGUGGACGGGUGUCCUUUGCAAGCUGUGACGAGCAUGAUGCCCUGGAUGGAGAACUUGUCUGCAGAGUUCUACAGUUGAUGAACCUGACAGAUUCCCGACUGGCGCAGGGAGGCAGUGAGAAACUGGACCUGGCCAUGCUCAGCUUCUUUGAGCAGUUCCGCAAGAUCUACGUAGGAGACCAGGUGCAGAAAACCAGCAAGACGAGUUGGCGCUACCUAGUGCAGGCUGUCCGUAAGGUGUACAAGAGACUGUCAGAAGUUCUGGGGCUGAACGACGAGUCCAUGGUUCUAAGUGUGUUCAUUGGGAAAAUUAUCACCAACUUGAAGUACUGGGGCUCGAGCGAGGCCAUUAUAUCCCGGACACUCCAACUCCUCAGCGACUUGUCUGUUGGCUACAGCAGUGUGCGCAAGUUGGUAAAGUUGGAGGCUGUCCAGUUUGUGCUGAACAAUCACACGAGUGAACAUUUCCCAUUCCUGGGUGUGAACACGUCCAACCCCCUGGGGGACAUGCGGUGCCGCACAACUUUCUACAUCGCCCUGGGGAGACUGCUGAUGGUAGACCUGGGGGAGGACGAGGAGAGGUUUGAACAGUUCAUGCUGCCGCUCACCACUGCCUUCGAGUCUGUGGGACAGCAGCUCGCUAACAUGGACAGGGGAGGGCCCUUCAACGAGGAGCAAACAAAGAGAACCUUGAUAGGUUUGGCUCGAGACCUGAGAGGGGUGGUGUUCGCCUUCAACACAAAAACCAGCUACAUGAUGCUCUUUGACUGGAUGUACCCCUCGUACCACCCCAUCCUGCUGAGAGCUGCAGAACUGUGGUACCACGACCCCCUGGUCACCACCCCGGUACUCAAGCUGAUGGCAGAACUGGUCCAGAACCGGUCCCAGCGGCUGCAGUUUGACGUGUCCUCCCCCAACGGCAUCCUCCUCUUCAGGGAAACCAGCAAGAUGUUGGUCAGCUAUGGAAGCAGAGUGCUAACAUUAGGAGAGGUACCAAAGGACCAGGUCUACGCCCUGAAGCUGAAGGGCAUCGCCAUCUGUUUCUCCAUGCUGAAGGCCGCGCUGUGCGGAGGCUACGUCAACUUCGGAGUCUUCAGACUAUACGGGGAUGGCGCUCUAGACGACGCCCUCAACAUAUUUAUCAAACUACUUCUGGCCAUUCCACAUAGUGACUUACUGGACUAUCCCAAGUUGAGCCAAGCCUACUACUCGUUGUUAGAGUGCCUUGCCCAGGAUCACAUGAACUUCAUCAGUAACCUGGACCCUCCAGUCUUCAUGUACAUACUGUCUUCAAUACAGGAGGGGCUCACUGCUUUAGAUACGAUGGUAUGUACAGGGUGCUGUGCCACACUGGACCACAUUGUCACCUACUUAUUCAAGAGAUUAUCCAAGGGGAACAAGAAACGCCCGACGGCCUCCUCUAUGCAAGAAAAUGAUGCAUUCCUGAGAAUACUGGAGGUUCAUCCGGAAAUAUUCCAACAGAUGCUGUCCACAGUGCUGAACAUCAUCAUGUUUGAGGACUGCAGGAACCAGUGGUCCAUGUCCCGCCCACUCCUGGGCCUCAUCCUUCUCAAUGAAGAGGUAACUACAUCCUAUUUCAAUGAGCUGAGGAAAACCAUCAUCAGCUCCCAGCCCCCAGACAAGCAGCAGGCCAUGGCUCUGUGCUUCGAAAACCUGAUGGACGGGAUAGAAAGAUCUCUCCUGACGAAGAACAGAGAUAGAUUCACACAAAACUUGUCUGUCUUCAGAAGAGAUGUGAACGAUUCUCUUAAGGCCCCCUCCAACUCCUCCGUAGGAUUAAACUCUGCCGACAUGAUGAACUGAUGUCAUCCAAAAACCUGCCAAUCUGCAAUAUACACUGUCACUCUGUUAGUACUUAGGCCUGGUCUGGACAGGGUUCAGAAUCUAAACCCAGCAAGAAUAGUUGAAAACUUGAGACUGGUUGAACGAUCAUAUCUCCAUUGUUUUCUUUAUCAGUUGCUAUGUGUCAUUGGAAAGCUUGUUCACCCUUUGGAAUGGUACGCAAUCAUUUGAAAUGAUAAUUUUUUGUGGGGCAAGCACUUGGAUGAUGUGAGAAGGCCACAAAAUAAGGUGCUGAAAUUCUCAUCUAAUUUUUUGUUUGUACGCACAUUAUACAUAAUCAUUGCAAAGCUGGCCUAUAGUGUCCUUUGAAAUAAUGCCUCAUUGAUAGCCCUCAUGCAUUUGUGGGCCAGGCAUCAUAUGUUUUAUUUCUUGAGAGAGGUGGGAGGCGCAAACUAAAAGUGCCAAAUUUCAAGGUGUUCGUAGUGUAUAUUCUGUUACAUGUAUAGGAGACUAGCUGUAUUGAGAAUAUGGUACAUUGGGCAUUAGCAAAGGAAAUGUCAAAAUCGACUUGGUAGCAGAUGAGAGAGGCACUCUGAAAUCCAACACAGCUUCACAACAGAGAUGAAUUUCUCCACUUCUGUUUUUUGUGACCACUCACAAUCCUUGAAUGUGUAGUUCUGCAAAUGAAGGAUCAAAUGGAGGAUCACUAGAUAGAAAACGUAAAAAAGCUUUCCGAUGACAAAUGUGUAUGAAACAACUGUACACAAUCGAUGAAGAAACAACAACAGAGACAUGAUAGAAUGUUUCCCACCUUUUUUUGCUAGGUUUUUAACUUACAACACUUGUAUAAAAAGAUGGGAAGUAGAUGGGAAUAGGCAAGUUACAAAAUUUCAGCUUUUAGAUUAGAUUCAACACAUGUCAUAACUUCUGUGCAAGUUCGAACUUUUAAAGUUCCUAGAACUACAUGCACAUUCUGUACCAUGGGUAUCCGUACUGUGAUCUUGAUGGCACAGUGCGUCUUGUCUCUCUCAGUUGUAAUUUCUUCAUACACUUCUAUAUGAUCAUGUUAGAUAUUCUUGAGCUCCCUACCCACCCCCCGCAUACAUGUACUAUUCUACCAUGGGUGCAUGGACAAUGUUUUAAACGCAUCCUUUUGCACGGUAUCUUUUGUUUGCAAGUUAUAUUAGGUCAAAACAGCUUUCAGAGCUUUGCAAAAGCGGACUAGUCUUUUAGCUGUAUUGCUCACCACCAAAUGAACCUGUCCAUUGAACCAAGCAGAUGUUGGGAGGUAUGAUUUAUACCAGUUGCAUAGAAGAGACACACUACCAACACAGAACCAUCGUUCAUGAGUUAAACAUACAUGUAGAGAUUCAAACGUCUUGAGCUUGCGUUGAAUCAAACUUCCAAAGUUACAUGGGAAUACAGUAUCUUAUGAGCCAAUUGAAAGCUAUUGAAAUGGGAAAGUUACUCAGUGUAAAAGAAUACUCGCUAAACACAAGGUUGUUUCAAAAAUACUAUAUUUUUACGCAGUCAGAGAUGAUGACUGAGCACAUUGGAUUGUUGGUUUCUGCCAGAAGAGAAGGAGUGUAAUUCCUGUUGUUAAACUAUCAAGCUUAUUUUACCAACUCUGAUGAUAGUGUGUGUAUAUAAUACAUGGCACUGAAAUUCAUACCAUGAUGGGAGUGAAUAUGGUGUGAAUGGGUAACAGAACUGUACAUGACAAAGGAUAACAGAUUUCAUUGACAACCAUGGCAUAAAAUCACAGCUGGCUUCUGAUUGACUGUCAGUGACUUUCUUCUGAUACUUUUCAAAACUGCGGCUAGCUGUCACUGCUAAGAAUGCAGUACAAAACAUGAAGAGUUGUCGUAUAUGUGAUCCAAAGUUCAAUAUACAACAAUUUCUUUACGUCUUGAACCACAUUGUUAGUAGCGACACCUAGCUGCAGUGUGGAAUACUGCCAGUUUAGCCCGGGUUCCAUCCAGAUAGUAGUUUGCAACAACGUUUAUUAUGCAGUGACAUCUCAAACGUCCGGAACCGGAAGGGUGCUGAUUGGUCUUUACACUAGCAAAUUAAGGAAUUGGUUUAAGUGCUCAUUCAAACAGGUGUUCCAACACCUGAAACCCCCUCCAUCUGCUUGCAGAAGGGCCUGUUGUCAUUGAAAGCCCAUUCCUUAAUUUGCUCAUUAACUGACGCCAUCACCAAAAUAUUUAGAUACACAGUUCUCCAGACGGGUAGCAGAAGUGAACAUAGGAGCCAACUACUACCCGGAUGGUACCCAGGCUACCGGUACUGCCAGUUUAUAUUUCCCUGAGAAAUGGGACUAACAGUCCGCAAAAUGUCGGCUGUGCUGUGACUUUAUGUCUUGGUUGUGAAUAAACCGUUCUUAUCCAGUGAUUCCCCAACCCGAUGACAUCAGUCACAGUUGUACAUGUACAUGUUAAUGUCUGUUCCUGAAAUCCAGUGCAUAUUAUGGCUCUUCAGGGAUGUAAUUGUUGCAUUCUGAAUCAUGACAAGUACAUUAAAAGGGAAUUUAUGCCUGUUCAGUCUAGUUUUGUCAGCUGGAACCAUAUAGCUAUACAUGAUGUACAUGUAAGCAAUUUGUAGAAUUUGAAUACAACUUUUGAUAAGAUUAAUAUACUGUAAGGUGGUCGGAGAUAUGUCUUGUAUGUAUUGCUUUCUAUACGAUAUUAAAAUGCGAGACAACAGU